Molecule: messenger RNA, 348 nt
Organism: Colletotrichum aenigma
Lineage: Eukaryota; Fungi; Ascomycota; Sordariomycetes; Glomerellales; Glomerellaceae
Exons: 1
Coding region: 1-348 (115 amino acids)
Source: RefSeq, a predicted model, not a curated record
AUGCUUCGAGUACAGCAGCUCGAGCCAGUAGGCUCACCAACCCCGCGUGUCACCAACACACCAAGACAAACCACUCACGACAACCCUAUGGGCUACAAUCAAGAAACCCGACAAAGGAUCAAGGACUCUGAAGCACGGAUUCAGUACGAAACAAAUCGAAUCAAGGAAUUCGAGACCAAGGAGGAAUCCGACGAAGAACCUGAACACCAAUACGACCCCCUGGAAGAACAACAGCUACUUCGCCUAACCAGCGGCUGGAACUUCGGCGAACCUGAAUCCAGCUUCGAUUCGGAUGGGAUCCCCUACGACUCCAACUCUCCCGCCGACGUCGCUAACUGGAACGCAUGA